This is a messenger RNA of Ceratitis capitata (Mediterranean fruit fly), 1607 nucleotides long. RefSeq names its product translocation protein SEC62 (gene Trp1). The transcript has 4 exons. Gene Ontology annotation, biological process: post-translational protein targeting to membrane, translocation. Lineage: Eukaryota; Metazoa; Arthropoda; Insecta; Diptera; Tephritidae. The record is from RefSeq and is a predicted model, not a curated record. Bases 249 to 1535 code for a protein of 428 amino acids. Gene Ontology annotation, cellular component: endoplasmic reticulum membrane; endoplasmic reticulum.
GACUGAUCGUUGUGUCUUACCACUUGUUGCUCACGCUGUUGUUUUCAUAUUCAGUUUUAGUAUUGUUUAGGGAAUUUGCGAGCGAUCAAGCGCUUAAUAACAACGUGACUUAUUUUUUUAAGUUUUAAAAGAAAUAGAAUUAGUCGUACAAUAAAAAAUAAAAAAAGCAAAGUUUGGAGCUUUAUAAGCGUUUAAAUUGUAUUAAAGACUAAUUAAAAUUUCAAUAUAAAUUUAUUUUUCAAACAAACAUGGAAGAGGAAACAACAAACUAUGAGGAGGAACUGGAGCAAUAUGUCGAGGACGAUGGAACUGAGUACACCGGUCCUGGUGAGCAGGAGGUGGAAAAGCCAACGAAGGAUGAAUUCAAGGUCGCCAAAUGGAUGAGGGCAAACAUUAAAUCGAAGAAAACCAAAUUUCUCAGCCACAAUGUUACAUACUUCAUAUCGAAUAAGGCGGUCGAUGCUUUGUUGAAAUCCAAAUUCGCACAAGGCGAUGACGCACUCUUCACUACACGUGAACAAGCUAUUGAAUAUUUGGAUAUGAUGUUGGAGCAUAAGUUUUUCCAUCGCGCCAAAAAGGUACCCGUCUCAUUGGAGGAGUUGCGUGGCAGUGCUGCGUCAGCUGCCAUAGCUGGCAAAACAACGAAAAACAAAGGUGAUGAUAAAGAACACAAGAACACCAGCGGUGGUAAGAAGGAAAAGGAUGAAAAGAAAGAUACGGAAGCUGAGGCUGAAGCAAGCGGUGGUAAUAAUGGCAAUGGUGAUGGUAAUAUCAGUGCCGGUGCUGGCGGCGCUGGUGGCGAAAAGAAAGAGAAACGUAAGCGAAAAAUCCGUUUGGAUAUGCAUCCGGAGCAGAUUUUCGUUGAUGGCUCUGAGGCGUACAUUUGGAUUUAUGAUCCCAUACCCCUACACUAUUGGAUUUAUGGCUUGAUUUUAUUGCUGGGCGCUAUAUUAAUCUGCUUGUUCCCGUUAUGGCCGCCAUUAUUGCGUAAAGGUGUCUACUACCUAUCAGUGGCGGCAGCUGGAUUCCUUGUUGUCAUUUUGGCUCUUACAGUGGUACGACUAAUUGUUUUCACGCUCGUUUGGUUGCUGUCUUAUGGGAAAUUGCAUUUCUGGUUACUGCCGAAUUUGACCGAAGAUGUGGGAUUCUUUGCAUCGUUCUGGCCACUCUAUGAAAGCAAUUACAUUGCUGAGGAGGAAAAAUCGAAGCCAACGGACAAACGUUCCAAAUCUAAAUCGAAGAAGAAGGAGAAGGACAGUGAUGCCGAAGAAGAUACUGCACCCGAAGCGAUACCACUAGAACCGGAGAAAAUUGAAGAGGUGAAAGAACAUGAUGCGGAUAUGGAAUUGCGUCAUCGCAAUGUCGCUGGCGACAGCGCAACAACGGGCAAUUCAGAGGACGGCGGUGAAAACAGCGAAACGGCUGUUAAGUCGGACGCUAAAGGCUCACAUACGCCCUCCGAAUCAGAUUCGGAAAUCUCCGGCAAGGACCAAUUUGAGAUCAUCAGUUCGAGUGAAGUGCAUAAUGUUAAUUAAUGAAAUUAAUAUUUAAUACUGAAAAAACAAUUAAUGCAAUUUACAUUUUUACAAAUAGAUAAAAAAUAUACA